AUGCAGUUGAAGUACGAUUCUCCCAAUUUGGUGCAACGGUUUCUGCUGGUGCUCUUCUACUACCAAACCACCAGGUACAAACCGUGGAAAGAAUGCAACCCAGUAGCAUCUCCCCAAGGGAGUGCAACAACCAAUUUCUGCUACCAACCACAUCUUACCACUGGUGAAGCAACAGUGCAAAUAUGGGGUGAUCAGUGGCUCUCUGCCAGUCAUGAAUGCAAGUGGGCUGGAAUUAGCUGUGAUGAAACUGUGCAAUCAAAGGAGAGGACAGUGGUUGAGCUACGCCUGCAUUGGAAUGAUCUUAAUGGCCUUCUUCCCUGGGAGAUCACAAGAUUGCCACUGCUAAGAUUUCUACGGCUCAACAACAACAUGCUGACUGGAGCACUGCCAACAGGACUCUUUUCCAAAAAGGCAGGUGUUGCCCUGGAAUCUCUUGCUUUGUACUCAAAUCAAUUUUCUGGCACUAUUCCUGCAGAAUGGUUUGCAAACCUGCUUGAAGGAAAUGGAGUACUUGCCUAUCUAGACCUGUAUGGAAACACCUUGACUGGGAAAAUUCCAUCUGAGUUGGGUCUGCUCUCUUUGAAAAACCUCAUACUCACAAGCAACACUCUGACAGGCUCUCUCCCACAAGAAAUAUUCAACCAAGGUUCUCUACAAGGGCUCUAUUUGGGGGAAAAUGAUCUCACUGGGACAUUGCCAAGCGAAGUUGGAUUGCUCACCAAUUUGAACUACCUGUACUUAACUACCACACAGAUUUCUGGUACCUUGCCCUCUGAAAUAGGUCUGGCAACUGUUCUGCGAGAUAUUCAUGUUUCCUACACCAACCUGCAAGGGACGGUCCCUAAAGAAUUGUUUGGACUCACAGAACUCAGGGCCUUUGUGGUCAUCAAUUGCAACUUCAAAGGGGCCAUCAGUUCAUCAGUUGGCCAAUUGACGAGGCUCGUAUGGCUGCACCUGGCAAACAACAACUUCCAUGGCACUAUUCCCAAUGAGAUUGAGACAUUGACGCAAAUAAAGGAACUUCUGGUGAAUGGGAAUGAUUUAUCUGGCACAGUUCCAGUCUCUUUCUGCCAGAAUCUUUAUGCUGGGGAAAUAGCUUCCAAGGUUGUGGCUGACUGUUUGCCCAAUCCAGAAACCGGAGUUCCUGCUAUCCAGUGUCCUUCUGGGUGCUGCACCAGUUGUUGCGACAAGACAGGAGUUUGCCUUGCCACUUGA
Molecule: messenger RNA, 1215 nt
Organism: Seminavis robusta
Lineage: Eukaryota; Bacillariophyta; Bacillariophyceae; Naviculales; Naviculaceae
Source: the annotation of a GenBank genome assembly